UCAAGCUAAAAAACCUCCUGAUCGGGACCUGAAAAGGGUCCGCACCGAAGUACCGUUUCAAUUUGAAAUGUACGUCCCUUGUUUCCGAAAAGUUUCCGAGAUUUCUAGUUUUACAAUCUGAAAGUGAAAAGCCACUGGGCAAACUGUCCCCCUUCCUUGUAGCCAAGGUACUAGAAGGCGUUGUUGGUCAGAACUUUCAUGCGAAGAAAAUGGCAUCCGGAGACCUCCUUGUAGAGAUCAGUACAAAACAGCAGAGUGAUGCCCUCCUGGCUCUCAACUCAGUUUCGGACUACAAAGUCACUGUUUCUCCGCACCGCAAACUGAACACUGUCCAACGAGUUAUCUCCGAGGACGACCUGCUUGACACAUCAGACACAGAGUUAGUGGAGGGCCUCUCUAGCCAAGGAGUUCUCGCUGCGCGACGAAUCAAUAUUCUUCGUGAUGGCAACGAACGAAAAACAAAGCACAUCAUCCUAACCUUUGACAGCACCACUCUCCCUGCGACUGUAAAGGCAGGCUACCUACAGUGCAGAGUCCGGCCCUACGUGCCGAACCCCCAAUGGUGCUUCAAGUGUCAGCGGUUCGGCUAUGGGUCACUGUUAUAUUCAGUUUCGGUAUUCAUUUGUGUUCUUUCACCCCCAGGGGGCGCGUCCUUCCUUUGUGUAUAUAUUUGAUGUAUCGUGCAGAAUAAAGGUUUUUCCGUCCGUCCUUCGAAAACAUCACAUUGGCGACGAGGAUGGGAUCCGUUCCAAGCUACCUUCGGCACCCCGUACCGUCCGGCUACGCCCGUCCCGCCAUGAGCUUCCCCGGCCUCGCUCCGCCGCCGCCGUUCCUCCAGACGCCCGGCCGUCCGUCCCUGCCAUGGGAGGAGUGGGAGCAGACUUUUACAGUCUACCUUCUAGCGUCCGGAGCAGCUGAGUGCCCACCAGAGCGACGCAAGGCCAUUCUUCUGCAUUGUUUGGGGGCGGAAGGGCAGCGUGUUUUCCGGACUUUACCUGCAGGGUCAAGCGCCGCAGCACCGGAAGUUCAAGAUAAGCCUACCGCGGCCCCUACUGACGUGUACGCGUCUGUACUCGCCGCCUUACGGAAGCAGUUUUCGACGUCGUGCAACGUAGUCGUCGAGCGUCAUCGUUUCCACCGCCGCAACCAACACGCAGGCGAGUCCGUUCAUGACUUUGUUGCUGCUUUACGGCAGCUCGUUUCGCAUUGUUCGUUCAAUUCACAAGAUGAGGCUCUCCGUGACCAAUUUGUUGCCGGCGUUGCUCCCAAUCGCGUACGUGAACGGUUCCUACUCGAGGGUUCCUCCCUGUCGUUCGAGAGCGCAGUACGAAUCGCUCUUCAGUUUGAGCAAGCAGCUGAAGAACUAAAGGAAUUCUCUGCUUCAGUCGAGCCUGUUUCUGUGCGUCGUCCGCAUUCUUCGCGAAAAACCAGUUCACAGCCAAAAGAGCAUUGUCAGCAGAACUUUUCAAGGAAAGCGAGCGGUUCACGUGCGUCGCAGGGGCACCGCCCCCCCUCGGCGAGACAGAGAUAGCCGGUCUGUUUCACCUCACUGUUUUCGGUGCGGCUCGCGGAACCACCGCGCAUCAGCGUCACAGUGCCCAG
Ixodes scapularis (black-legged tick) is the source of this 1602-nucleotide messenger RNA. RefSeq lists its product as uncharacterized. NCBI's taxonomy places the organism in Eukaryota, Metazoa, Arthropoda, Arachnida, Ixodida, Ixodidae. The transcript has a single exon. The record is from RefSeq and is a predicted model, not a curated record. Bases 737 to 1531 code for a protein of 264 amino acids.